Astrephomene gubernaculifera is the source of this 3447-nucleotide messenger RNA. Lineage: Eukaryota; Viridiplantae; Chlorophyta; Chlorophyceae; Chlamydomonadales; Astrephomenaceae. The record is from the annotation of a GenBank genome assembly.
AACACAUUUGCUGUUUCCUAAUACAAAAAGAUGCGUAGCUUUUCGCUCAUUUCGGGUGGCUCGGGUGGCUGGGGCGGACGCCCAGACUUCCGUCGGCCGCAACAAGCCCGUCGUGACGUUCGUCGCUCAACGAACUCAUCGGCAUCUGGCGCUGGUCCUAGCGGGCGUGGAACGUACUUCGAUAAAGUCGCGGGGUUAAAUGGCCCUCUUAAAGCCGCUCUGACAUCGGGCGCGCUUUCUGCGGUCGGCGACCUGCUAGCCCAAGCCCUAAUCAGUCAGACAGCUGCCCGCGAGGGGGCCCCGAAACCUGCAUAUGACCCUAUGCGAACCCUCCGUAUGCUGGGAUACGGUUUCUUGUGGUAUGGGCCCUGCCAGUUCUACUGGUACAACCUGCUGGAGUAUAUGCUUCCCAUCAAGAACACCGCCAAUUUCCUCACCAAGGUCACAGCCAACCAGCUGGUGCUGGCGCCCACCACGCUGAGCACCGUGUUCUGCUACAACCUGCUGCUAACAGGCAACGGGGCCGCCAUCCCCGGCAAGCUGCGCAACGACCUUUGGCCGACUAUGGUUAACGGAUGGAAGUUCUGGAUUCCCGCCGCCAGCAUCAACUUCUACUGCGUACCGCUGCAGUACCAGGUGCUGUACAUGUCCGCAUGCGGCGUGCUGUGGACCGCGUACCUCUCGUACACUAGCAACAUGCCGGCGCCCGCACCGGCUGCUGCUGCUGCCGUCGCCCCCGCUGCUGUGGGUGCACCGGGUGCCAAGAAGCCCUGCUGUGAAGGGAAGAAGGCCAAGUAGAAGGCCGCGAGCCUGGGGGCUUGGGUGUGGUGCUGUAAAUAAUUUGCCAAAGCAGAGAGCAGGGACCUCUGGGUUAGUUCCCUGCGAUGUGGGUCGGGGAUAUAAGGCUAUAUGCUUGCGUGCGAAGGUGUUGGUGAGGCGGGGAGCCAUCAAGUGCGGGGAGUGGGUAUUCGGGAACCGGGAAGGAUGACAUGCUAGGGAGAGAAGGGUUUGGAUUGUAAUGCGCAUUGGGAGGGCUGCAUGGCGGGAUAAAUGCUAACUGGGGGCCUGGGCACCGGUGUGCCUUAGUUAAGUACGCGAAGCUAGAAAGUACAUGGUGUAGUAGUUGGACCAGAGAGUAGGAGAGCGGUGCGUUGCCUGUGGCAGUGGCAGUGUCCUCUUGUUGACACACCGGCCACGUAGUGUAAUGAGCGUAGGGCAGUGGUAAUCCAGGUUAUGCGUGCGUGCAAUCAACCUGCCACUUCUGUUGCCGCGCCGGUUAGCUAGCGUUGCAUAUGGGGGCCGUUCGAUUCUUGGACGUGUGGUACGUCCUUACAAGCGCAUCAGCAGACUUGCGACGCGCCUGUUUCUCGAGCAAGCUAACGCGUACCACCCUUCUGUUGCGACAUAGUUGCCCUUAUCGACACUAGGGUUAUCUCGUGAGGUGGUUGAUACGUGCUGCCGGCGCGGGGAUUAAGGGCCGCCGUAGGUUCUCGGCGCACCUGAAGGGGUGCUGCAAUAUGCAGUUGAUGUUCCUAUGCACAGUUAAAGUGGUCGCAAUUUCGAUUACGUAGUGAGCAUGCCAGGAAUUUUUGCGUAAGAUCUAUUUGUCAUGUGCCUUAAUCAGUGAGGCGCACGGCAUUCGCAUAUUCUUGUCCGGACCCACUAUCACUAUAUGCGUCGACAGUGGCCUUAGCUUUCCUACAUGGGUUGUCACUGCUUGCUUUUGUGAAUCACGCAUAACGAGUUACGGUUGUAAGCGGAGCAACGUUUACCACUAGACGUGUUUAUCUGAGCAGGUGUACUUGAGUGAAACCUUGGUACAUAGGCUUACAGCUUGUGGAAAACCGUUGAGGUCAGCAUCUCGGACAACGGAGGACAAGCCUGCCCGGGUAGCGCCGCCCAAAGCGUCGCGAUGCACGCGGACGGAACAGCAGCAGCUAUGGGAGAUGGGGCCACCUCCAACAAGACCGUUGACGGGAAGCUGCCUCCCGUUGUCGUAUAUCACGACAUCUUCAACCUGGUGUGCAUCGCCUGGCUCAACGCCACCAACUUCUACUACCUGGCCACCGGGGCGGGCUUCCAGCUCUUCUACAUCAGCACCAUGCUGUACUUCGUGGCAGACCUGAUCUACGUGGGGGUGGUUCCCCGCUCCGUCAAGUCCCCGCUGGUCAUCCUGGCGCACCACGUCAUCACGGCGAUGUACAUCCUCAUCCCGUACCACUACCCGCAGUACGAGUGGUGUAUGUCGUACUGCAUGCUGGUGGAGGUGAACACAUGGCUGCUCAUAGCCAAACGCACUGUACGGGUUGCCGUACUGGAGGUGCUGUUCUACGUCACCUGGGUCCUGCUGCGCAACAUAUACUACCCGUACCUCAUCUGGGUCUUCUACCGCGAGUGGCAGGUGCAGACUCGCGUCAGCGGCACCCCCUGGAACCCCAUCCUCAUCACCCCCAUCUUCCAGCUCGUCCUCACCGGCCUCAACUACUACUGGACGCUCUCGCUGUUCCUCAAACCCAAGAAGAACAAGCAGUUGUAGCGCCGUUACAUGUACCUGUACGGCGCGAGUGGGAUAGCAAGUUGCUGAGGAGGGGUACGGUAGCAGAGGUUUCUGGCGGACUUAUUGGGACACUCGGGUUCUGAGGGGGUUGUCCGGAACUGUUGUCCUACAUCUUCGUAAUGCAGAUUCAUAUGGGGAGGCGAGUUUGGAGCGCCGUUGUGGGGGGGGGCGGGACGUUUUCGAGAUAAAAUAAGGGACGGGGGGCUGGACACCCAUGUUGCCCCAUGGAGACAUUCCUUGACUUGCUUUGCUCCUUGCAAGAUACACGCACGUCGGAAGGCUGCUAUCGUGCACAUCUGCAUGCGCGAGCCAUGCUGCCUGGGAUUCGCCUUCUUUUUCACAUAUAGUACUUCAAGUAUAGAACUGGAUCGGACCCAAAUGUUGUAUGCGUCUUUUUGACUAUCUCUUGUGCAGCGAUGGUUGGGUACGAAGGAAUGAAACGGAUGUGGCCAGGGAUGGGACCCCACUUCUUGUGCUUCUUUUUUGGCUAUGACUCUUGCCAGACACAUUGGCGGUUUGGUGAAUGAGAGGGCCUUGAGAGGAUGCAUUUUUCGGACGGCGCGUCUGAACUUGAGCAACGGCGUUGCUCAGUAUUAGGCCGAACCGCACAUGGGGGCAAACUUCGUUGAGGGAGUCGUACGUUAUGCUGCCGGAUUCACCGUGUACGCCGUUGCUGCGGGCUGUGCAAGUGCGGAAAAGGAGAUCAGCUGAAGCAGCGGGCAUGACAUGUGUUGUGUCGCCGCAAGAGACGGAAUACUUAGGCAGAUUCGACCGUUGCUGUGGAAAGACCACGGGAGAUGCCAGGUUCAACGGGCGGAAUGCAUGCCCUGUUGGUAAGUCUCGUUACGGUCGCUUUUGCGCCCAAUCUCAACUACUUAAGAAGUCCGUCG